Messenger RNA from Lagenorhynchus albirostris (white-beaked dolphin), 1581 nucleotides. RefSeq names its product heterogeneous nuclear ribonucleoprotein U-like protein 2. Gene Ontology annotation, cellular component: membrane. Gene Ontology annotation, molecular function: protein binding. NCBI's taxonomy places the organism in Eukaryota, Metazoa, Chordata, Mammalia, Artiodactyla, Delphinidae. The record is from RefSeq and is a predicted model, not a curated record.
AUGGGCCGCCGUCUCCAGGCCCUCCACGCCGACCGGGAACGAACACCCGCCAGGAGCGCCGGAGGGGAGGCCGGGCGGCCGGGCGCGGAAGGAGGAAAAAAAAAAGUGCCAAGAGAGGCCACACAGCCACUGCUGGAGCCCCCGGAGGCGGCAGCCGUGGAGACCACGGCCGAGCCCUGUGCUUCCGAGAAACUGGCGGAAGAGGCCACAGCCGAGUCAGGUCGGGUGACCGGUGGCGAAGAGCAGGGCACUGGCAAAGGGGAGGAAGAUGAGCCGGAGGAUCAGAGUGGAGAGGAGAUGCCGGGAUCCGAAUCGCCGGGUGACAAGGCCGCAGAGGAACGUUCAAAGUCUCCACCACCCCCGGAAGAAGAGGCAAAAGAUGGAGAGGAUCAGACUCUUGUGAACCUGGACACAUAUACCUCGGAUCUCCAUUUUUGGGUGAGCAAAGACCGCUAUGGAGGGCAGCCACUUUUCUCAGAGAAGUUCCACACACUUUGGUCUGGGGCAAGAAGUACUUAUGGAGUGACAAAGGGGAAAGUCUGCUUUGAGGCCAAGGUAACCCAGAAUCUCCCAAUGAAAGAAGGCUGCACAGAGGUUUCUCUCCUUCGAGUUGGAUGGUUUGUUGAUUUUUCCCAUCCACAGCUUGGUGAGGAUGGAUUCUCUUAUGGUUUGAGUGGACGAGGACUCGAGGCAGAGAAUGGGCAGUUUGAGGAAUUUGGCCAGACUUUUGGGGAGAAUGAUGUCAUUGGCUGCUUUGCCAAUUUUGAGGUUGAAGAAGUAGAACUUUCCUUUUCCAAGAAUGGAGAAGACCUUGGUGUGGCAUUCCGUAUCAACAAGGAAUCCGUGGCUGACAGGGCCCUCCUACCCCAUGUCCUCUGCAAAAAUUGUGUUGUAGAAUUAUAUUUUGGUCAGAAGGAGGAACCUUUCUUCCCACCGCCAGAAGAGUUUGUGUUCAUCCAUGCCAUGCCUGUGGAGGAGCGCGUGCUCACUGCAGUCCCUCCCAAGACCAUAGAGGAGUGUGAGGUGAUUCUGAUGGUGGGACUGCCUGGAUCUGGAAAGACCCAGUGGGCACUGAAAUAUGCAAAAGAAAACCCUGAGAAAAGAUACAAUGUCCUGGGAGCUGAGACUGUGCUCAAUCAAAUAUGGAUGAAGGGGCUCGAGGAGCCACAGAUGGACCCCAAAAGCUGAGACCUUUUAGUUCAGCAAGCCUCCCAGUGCCCUAGUAAGCUGCUCCAGAUUGCUUCCCGGAUAAAGAGGAACUUCAUUCUUGAUCAGUGUAACGUGUACAACUCUGGCCAAUGGCAGAAGCUAUUGCUGUUCAAGACUUUCUCUUGGAAAGUGGUGCUGGUCGUCCCUAAUGAGGAGGACUGGAAGAAGAGGCUGGAGCUGAGGAAGGAAGUGGAGGGAGAUGAUGUGCCUGAGUCUAUAAUGCUGGAGAUGAAAGGGUCAGUAAGAUGCAUUGGCUCUCUUAGCGUAGUGAGAGAGAUGAACAAAGAGAAAACUGAUUGUGGGAAUAGAGGAGACUACAGACUGUGGGAGAAGUUCACAAUUGAAGGGAGGCCACCACUGGCCAUGAGAUGA